Molecule: messenger RNA, 1896 nt
Organism: Ficedula albicollis (Collared flycatcher)
Lineage: Eukaryota; Metazoa; Chordata; Aves; Passeriformes; Muscicapidae
Product: mucin-2-like
Exons: 2
Source: RefSeq, a predicted model, not a curated record
ACCAGCACCAGCCCUGGGACCACCAGCACCAGCCCUGGGACCACCACUGUGACACCUGGGACCAGCACCAGCCCUGAGUUCAGCACCACACCUGAGACCACCACCCCCUAUGGGACCACCACAGUAUUCCCUGAAAUCACCAGUCCUGAGACCACCCCCACAAUCACUGGGACCACCAGCACCAGCCCUGGGACCACCAGCAGUGCUGGGGCCACCCCAACCUCACCUUGGACCACCACAGCCCCUGAGACCACCGCAGGCCUUGGGACCAGCACGACCCCUGAAAGAACCGAGACACCUGGGACCACCAGCACCAGCCCUGGGACCACCAGCAGUGCUGGGGCCACCCCAACCUCACCUUGGACCACCACAGCCCCUGAGACCACCGCAGGCCUUGGGACCAGCACGACCCCUGAAAGAACCGAGACACCUGGGACCACCAGCACCAGCCCUGGGACCACCAGCAGUGCUGGGGCCACCCCAACCUCACCUUGGACCACCACAGCCCCUGAGACCACCGCAGGCCUUGGGACCAGCACGACCCCUGAAAGAACCGAGACACCUGGGACCACCAGCACCAGCCCUGGGACCACCAGCAGUGCUGGGGCCACCCCAACCUCACCUUGGACCACCACAGCCCCUGAGACCACCGCAGGCCUUGGGACCAGCACGACCCCUGAAAGAACCGAGACACCUGGGACCACCAGCACCAGCCCUGGGACCACCAGCAGUGCUGGGGCCACCCCAACCUCACCUUGGACCACCACAGCCCCUGAGACCACCGCAGGCCUUGGGACCAGCACGACCCCUGAAAGAACCGAGACACCUGGGACCACCAGCACCAGCCCUGGGACCACCAGCAGUGCUGGGGCCACCCCAACCUCACCUUGGACCACCACAGCCCCUGAGACCACCGCAGGCCUUGGGACCAGCACGACCCCUGAAAGAACCGAGACACCUGGGACCACCAGCACCAGCCCUGGGACCACCAGCACACCUGGGACCACCAGCACCCGCCCUGGGACCACCCCCGUGACCCCUGGGGCCAGCACCAUCCCUGAGACCACCACCACUCUCGCUGGGAGCAUCCCCACCACCCCUGGGGCCACCACCAGCCCUGAGACCAUUUCUACAGCCCCCAGCAAAACCUCGACCACCCCUGUGACCAACACAACCACCCUUAGGACGACCACCAGCCCUGGGACCACUACCACCAUUCCUGGGACCACCACCAACACCCCUGUGACCAACACCACACCCGUGGCCGCCACCACACCUGUGACCAACACAACCACUCCUGUGGCAAGCAGCACCAUACCUGGGACCACCAUCACAACCCCUGGGACCACCAGUACCACCCCGGUGACCACCAGUACCACCCCUGUGACCAAUACAACUACACCUGUAACCACCACCACCGCUGUGACCAACACCCCUGUGAACACCACCACACCCGGGACCACCAGCACCACCCCUGUGGCCACCAUCACAACCCCUGGGACCACCACCAUCCCUGUGACCACCAGCACCACACCUGUGACCAACACAACUACACCUGUGACCAACACAACCACCCCCAUGACCAGCACAACCGCUCCUGGGACCACCAGCACCACUCCUGUGACCAUCACCAGCCCUGUGGCCAACACAACCACACCUGUGACCACCACAAUCACCCCUCACCACUCCUGUGACCAACACCAGCCCUGUGGCCAACACAACCACACCUGUGACCACCACAAUCACCCCUGUGACCAACACCACCAUCCCCGCGACCACCACCACACCUGUGACCACCACAAUCACCCCUGUGACCAACACCACCACACCUGUGACCAACACAACCACCCUGAGGACCACCACAACCACCCUGAGGACCACCACCACCACUAUUAG